UUUAAAAUGUGUAUAUCAGCUACAUUUAAAAAUGGUCAACAACAGCUAACACACGUGUGCCUGGGUAACACACGUUUGUUUGUUUAUUUUUCUCCUAGAGUAUUUAACCAGGGGUUGAAUUUGCAUUACAAAACACACACACUCAGCUCCAUUUUUGGUUGCUGAACCAUACAAAUUUGUCGUCGUCACAGGGAGGAAGGACAAAUCUAGCGAUCAAGCUACAUCAUAAGGGCUCAAGUAGUAUGUGGAUGAUUGGGUGUUGAGUCUGCAUAGGAUGCACUGUUGUCAGGGAGAAGUGCAAGUCACCUUCACGCGGUUGGCCCACAAGCCCCUAUCUAACGCAGACGAUCACAGAACUACACCAACCACGGACGGCGGUCCCGAAACAAGGUCCAUAAUGUCUGGCCACUAAAUCAACGGUCCAGCCGGGAAGAUAGAGCACAGACCGUGUUUAUUGGCAUCGCUGGCGUGAAUGAGAAUUUGCCGAAUCGCUGAGUUGGAUGACAAAGCCGAUGAUGGUUUUAUCGCUCCACUAAAUUAGAUUUAAUGCGCCUCUGAAUGCAUUAACCCCGUCACUGGCGGGUGCUGAACGGGAUAUCUCGGCGUGUCCUAUUCGGACCGGAGCGCCUGUGAGGUUUCCCUGAACGCUUUGCAGCGUUUGCAGCCAUGGCUCUGGUGACUCUGCAGCGCUCCCCUACACCCAGCGCCGCAUCCUCAGCCAGCACCAACGCGGGGGAGGAUUUAGGCAGUGAUGAUGAUCGAAAGGCAAACCUAAGCCUGAGUGAAAGUUUCUUCAUGGUAAAAGGGGCAGCUCUGUUUUUACAGCAAGGCAGCAGUGCACAAGGGCCCAGAACACCCACCCAUCAUAAAAAUGCAGGUAAUCCACUACAAGAUAUUACUGGCUCAGAAUGGAAUGCAUCCAACUUGGAGGAGCUUCAAGACUCUGGGGUUGGGUAUAUCCUCAAUGUCACAAAAGAGAUUGACAACUUUUUCCCAGGUACCUUUUGUUAUUGUAAUGUCCGAGUUUAUGAUGAUGAGACUACAGAUCUGCUGGCACACUGGAACGAAACCUACAACUUCAUAGUUAAAGCCAAGAAAAACAACUCUAAAUGCCUUGUACAUUGCAAGAUGGGAGUGAGUCGCUCAGCAUCCACCGUCAUUGCUUAUGCUAUGAAGGAGUAUGGAUGGUCACUUGAGAAGGCUUACAGUUUUGUCAAACAGAAGAGGAAUAUAGCACAACCCAAUCCAGCUUUUAUGAAACAACUUGCUGAGUACGAGGGGAUUUUAGAUGCCAGCAAGCAGAGACACAACAAACUCUGGCAACCUGAUGGUGACGAGUAUUCGCUUGAGGGCCUCCAGGCUUCAGCUGCCAGUGGUGACCAGACUCCUCAAUUUUCGUCACUGCACCCCGAUCAAGAACAGACCGCUUGGGGCCAUGGUGGAGCAAGUGCUUCCCCCUGCUGUGGAGAAGAGCCGACAGACCAUCUCAAUUACAACUACUACUUCCGGCGACUAUCAGACACCGCUCUGGACAGUGAACCCUCCACGCCAGUUCGAGGUCCUCCACUUUUAGGCAUGGAACGAGUCUUUAUUGAGAUUGAGGAUGUAGAGAGGGAUGCAUUGUUGGAUGAUGAAGGUUUCCCCAUGGCUCACCUGGCCCUUCCCGGGGAGGGCACAGCAGCCCAGACCUGUGGCCGACUGGAGCCUAUAGAGGACAUGCGCUUGAGGCUGGAGUUUAGCACGGUGGAGGAGGAGGAUGAGGAGGAAGCACAAAAGGAGGAGGCGGAGAUGGCUGCCUUAGCUCGUGGCGAGGAGACGCCGAGGGAAGACGAGAGCCUGGCUAACUCGAACCGCUUUAACAACGAGAACGCCAACAACAGCAACAGGCUGGCUGGGAAACGCAGCUGCCCUUCUGGCUUUGACGACAGUGCUAGCAUUGGAAACCCCUACAAAGUGAAGCCCUCAUAUCAGUCGUGCCGAGACUGCCUGCGCCUGCCCAGUGGCCGCCGCUGCGAACGUCGCACCCAUCGCCUUAACCUGCCACGUCACACUGGCCUGCCCAGUUUGUCCAUCCAGGCCCCCAGAGGACACAAAUUCAGUCCCGUCUCUGCCAAUAAGGUGCCUCCUCCUGCCCCUCUGCAUCACAUGAGCAGCGGGCACUGCCAGUGCAUUCGUUGCUUCGGUCGAGCCAACUCGGACACUUACAACAAGCAACUGAGCUGCGAAGACCUUUCUCAGGAUUUGCGUCAUUCCUUGGAGACUGAGGACAAAAUGGAAGGGGAGGAUGAGGGGAGCAAGGAAUGCUCCAGUAGUCCUACAACAGAGCUCACUCUCCUGAGGCUCAGUCUGGGUGGUGAGAGGCCUACGGCGGAGCUCAGUCAGGGGGCCCCACUGGAGACGCAGCUGGUGCGCCAUAGACUGGAGCAACUGUCCGGUCCUCAGUCGGAACAGAUGGACUUGAGCAUAGAGGACACUGCCACAGAGGACAUGGAAGUGGAUGAUGGGAACGUCCCCAACUUGCACCCUGGUUCCAGUGAACUCCAGCAAACGCUCGCACUGGGCUCGGCCCUGACACGCAGCUCCAGCAGCGACAGUCUGCAGAGAAUUCGCAGAGGCCAGCCGAGCUUGGUACGCCAGCGAGCUCGAGAGAUCGAGACCCGUGUGCGGCUCACCGGAUUGACCAUGUCCUCCCAACUCAAAAGGUCUAAUUCGCUGGCCAAGCUAGGUGACUUGGCCAUCUCCACAGAGGACCUCAUGCUUUCCACCACAGUCUCCAUUGACUAAGACGACCAAGAGCCUGCUCUUUGCGUGCAAUCCUCUUCCUCCCCCAAGCUCUCUUUAACUCCAACUGUGUUGCAGAGUUUGAAAAGCUGACUCCAAGAUGUCAGAACUGCUUUCUCAGUGAAUGGGACCGAUCCAGUCCUACAGCCAUCGAGAGCAACCAUGGAGGCCGAUGCUACAAGACACCUCAUGAGAACAAUCAGACCAGGCUUGGACAUCCUUCCAGCAGCCCUUUACAUAACUGCACUGCAUUCUUCAUGUGUCUGUCUGUGCUUUAACUAAGAUAUAUAUAUAUAUAUAUAU
Molecule: messenger RNA, 3084 nt
Organism: Sinocyclocheilus grahami
Lineage: Eukaryota; Metazoa; Chordata; Actinopteri; Cypriniformes; Cyprinidae
Product: protein phosphatase Slingshot homolog 1-like
Exons: 10
Coding region: 667-2784 (705 amino acids)
Biological process (GO): negative regulation of actin filament polymerization; protein dephosphorylation
Molecular function (GO): phosphatase activity; actin binding
Source: RefSeq, a predicted model, not a curated record